Molecule: messenger RNA, 1053 nt
Organism: Cannabis sativa
Lineage: Eukaryota; Viridiplantae; Streptophyta; Magnoliopsida; Rosales; Cannabaceae
Exons: 3
Coding region: 1-1053 (350 amino acids)
Source: RefSeq, a predicted model, not a curated record
AUGUCUCAAAGGUUGAUAACUAACAAUGUCCUUGUUGCUUUUGAGCUGCUACACUCUCUUAAGAAUUGUAAAAGAGGCACACAAGGCUAUGCUGCAAUAAAAUUGGAUAUGUCAAAAGCUUUUGAUCGUGUUGAGUGGCCCUAUCUUGCCCAAGUCAUCUUGAAAAUGGGAUUUGGAUCCGUUGUUGUUAACCUGAUACUCCGCAGUUUGCAGUCAGUUACUUAUUCUUUCCUUUUAAAUGGACAAGUGCUUGGUGAAUUGGUUCCCACACGAGGUCUUCAACAAGGUGGUCCUCUCUCACCUUAUCUUUUUUUAAUUUGUGCGGAAGGACUCUCAAGGCUGCUACAAACUGAAGAAGAAAAUGGGUCUUUGCAUGGGUUAAAAGUCUCAAGAUCUGCUCCUUCAAUGUCACAUCUCUUUUUUGCUGAUAAUAGUGUGCUUUUCUGUCGGGCUAAUCAUCAAUCAGCCAGGUCCAUUAAGCAUGUUUUAGACAUCUAUGGUAGGGCUUCAGGUCAAGCGGUUAACUCAGAUAAAAUCUGGAAGUUUCUUAGUAGUUGGAAAGAACAAUUAUUUUCUGCUGGUGGUAAGGAAGUACUACUGAAAGCUGUUGUGCAAGCUGUCCCAACUUAUGCUAUGAGUUGCUUCCGUUUGCCUGUCACUUCGUCAGGUCUGGGUGCUACUCCAUCUUUGACAUGGAGAAGUAUUGUUUGGGGGAAAGAACUUUUAGUUCAAGGUUUGCGAUGGAGAGUGGGUACUGGUGCACAGAUUAAUUGUAAGGCAGAUUCAUGGCUUCCUAGACAUACUAUUUUCACUCCAUUCUGCUUCACAGUAUCUGAUACUUCUCUUCAAGUUGCUGAUCUUAUUGAUCACCAUAGACAAUGGGAUCUCACAGCUAUCUUUGCUAACUUUGGGAAAGCUGAUAUUGACAGAAUUCUAUCCAUUCCCCUCAGCAUUUAUCCUACUGAUGAUAUUCUCAUCUGGAAUGGUACCACUUCAGGGAACUAUACGGUAAAAUCGGGGUAUCAGUUUGCUGUCUCAAUGGCUGAUUCAUAG